AUGCCGGAUGCGGCCACAACCAGGAUGCGCUGGGACCAGGGAACCGGUGACGUUCUGGUCCGACCAGCCCGGCUGCCCCGGGAUGGACAUCGGCGUCCGAGCCGGUCCCUGCUGCUCGCUGCCGCGCACAGCCCUGGGGACAUGGCAGAGCUGGGAGCCACGCCCUGGGGGCUGCCGUCGCACACCGGCCACCCUGACCCCCACCGAGGUUCGGCUGCCAGGUCCCGGCACCAUCCCCAAGGCACACCGGGGCUGGCGUGGCUCUGCCUCCUGCUCCUGCUGACUGCCUGCGUGCCCGCGGCCGGCACCAACCCCGGCAUCAAGGCUCGGCUGACCCGGAGGGCACUGGAAUUCGGCCGGCAGUUUGGGCUGGAGCUGCUCCAGUCGCUGCUGCAGAAGGAGCAUGAGCUGAACCUGCACGGCUCCUACCACAGCCCGCUCCUGGGGACACUCACCUAUGCCGUGCCCCGGAUCCACAUCCACGAGCUGCAGAUAAACGACUCCACUGUGGACUUUGCCGAGGACGUGGGGGUGAGGCUGACGGUGCAGCGCGCCCGCAUCCGGCUCAGCGCCGAGUGGGGAGCCCAGCUGGGCGCCAUCCAGGACAAGGGCUCCAUCGAGCUCCGCAUGCGUGACCUGGCCGUGACGGCGGUGCUGGGGGUGAGCGUGGACGGCAGCGGCCGCCCCAUGGUGUGGAGCGCCAGCUGCGAUGCCCACGGCACCGACCUGCACAUGGAGUUUCACUGGGGACACAGCUGGCUCUACAACCUACUGGCACCGCUGGUCCAGAAAGCCCUGCGGCGGGAGCUGAACAAGCAGCUCUGCCUCGAGCUCCACAGGGGUGUCCACAGGCUGGAGGCUGCCCUGAAGCAGAUGAAAGUGUCCACCCAGCUGGACCCCUUCGCUGCCAUCGACCACUCCCUGCUGGGGCAGCCGGCCAUCACGGUGGAGCACGGGGAUGUCGCCAUCAAGGGGGAGUUCUUCAGGGUGGGCAAGUACCAGCAGAGACCCUCCUCGGCGCGGCCCGUGGCACUGCCCGUGGCGUUGCCUGCAGUUCCGCCCACGGCACUGCCUGCGGCGCACGAGCCCAUGCUGCUGCUGGCGGUCACCGAGUUUGUUGCCAACUCAGCCGCCUUCGCGUACUUCACGGCCGGGGCCCUGCGCAGGAACAUCUCCAGUGACAUGCUCCCGCGGCGGUUCCCACUCCAGCUGAGGACCAAGAGCAUGGGGCUCUUCUCCCCACAGCUGCAGGAGCACUACCCGGACCAGCCCAUGGAGCUGCACCUCUCAGCCCGCCGGCAGCCCCUGCUCUCCUGCCGCCCCGAUGCCCUGCAUGGGGCCCUCUUCGGCUCUGCCGAGGCCUUCGUGGUGCUGCCCAAUGCCACUCGCAUCCCCGCUUUUGAGCUGAACAUCGAUGCCAACGUGACGGGGAAACCGACCAUCACCGGGAACAGGCUCGGGGGCACUGUGAGCCUGACAGGGCUCAGAGUGGCGCAGGUGACGUCGCAGGUGGGCCCGGUGGAGGUGAAGAGGCUGGAGACCCUGCUGAAGUUUGGGCUGUGGCUUUUCGGGGUGCCCCGGGCAAACAAGUGGCUCCAGGCCGGCAUCCCCCUGCCCGCCCCGCACGGCUUCAGCCUGCUCAACCCCCGGCUCUCGCUGCAGGAGGGUUUCGCGCUCAUCGCCACAGACCUGCAGCACGAGUCCUGA
This is a messenger RNA of Gavia stellata (red-throated loon), 1707 nucleotides long. Its product is annotated as bactericidal permeability-increasing protein-like. The transcript is spliced from 18 exons. NCBI's taxonomy places the organism in Eukaryota, Metazoa, Chordata, Aves, Gaviiformes, Gaviidae. Gene Ontology annotation, molecular function: lipopolysaccharide binding. Bases 1 to 1707 code for a protein of 568 amino acids. The record is from RefSeq and is a predicted model, not a curated record. Gene Ontology annotation, biological process: lipopolysaccharide-mediated signaling pathway; defense response to Gram-negative bacterium; innate immune response.